GGGCCUGGGCAGGGCUUCUGGACACUGCACUGGCAGUUGCUUCAAGUCGCGGGAGUGGGAGCGGGGGUGCAAAACGGGUUCCCUUCAUCGCGGUGGGUUCGGGGCCCUGGCAGCCUUUUCGCGGAGGUGCCACGCCCUAGCGGCCCGGCCUCAGUGGGCCCGGCGUCCUCGCGGAACGCCGAGAGGGCUCGCUUCCGGCGUCAUGGCUCAAAGGGCCUUCCCGAAUCCUUAUGCCGAUUAUAACAAAUCCCUGGCCGAUGGCUACUUUGAUCCUGCUGGGAGGCUGACUCCUGAGUUCUCACAACGUUUGAACAAUAAGAUUCGAGAGCUUCUUCAGCAAAUGGAGAGAGGUCUAAAGUCAGCAGACCCUCGGGAUGGCACUGCUUACACUGGCUGGACAGGAAUUGCUCUGCUUUACUUACAUCUCCAUGAUGUGUUCGGGGACCCUGCCUACCUGCAGAUGGCGCAUAGCUACGUAAAGCAAGGUCUGAACUGCUUGUCCAAGCGUUCCAUCACCUUCCUGUGUGGGGAUGCAGGCCCACUGGCCGUGGCUGCUGUGGUGUAUCACAGGAUGAACAACGAGAAGCAGGCAGAAGAUUGCAUCACCCGGCUAAUUCACCUAAAUAAGAUUGAUCCCCAUGCUCCAAAUGAAAUGCUCUAUGGACGAGUGGGCUACAUCUAUGCUCUUCUCUUUGUGAAUAAGAACUUUGGAGUGGAAAAAAUUCCUCAAAACCAUAUUCAGCAGAUUUGUGAAACAGUCUUAACAUCUGGAGAAAACCUAGCUAGAAAGAGAAACUUCACAGCGAAGACUCCACUGAUGUAUGAAUGGUACCAGGAGUAUUACGUGGGGGCUGCUCAUGGCCUGGCAGGAAUUUAUUACUUCCUGAUGCAGCCCAGCCUUCAAGUGAGCCCUGCAAAGUUACAUAAUUUGGUCAAGCCCAGUGUAAACUAUGUCUGCCAGCUGAAAUUCCCUUCCGGCAAUUAUCCUCCUUGUGUGGGCGACACUCGAGAUCUGCUAGUCCAUUGGUGCCAUGGUUCCCCUGGCGUAAUCUACAUGCUCAUCCAGGCCUAUAAGGUGUUCAGAGAGGAGCAGUAUCUCAAUGAUGCCUAUCAGUGUGCCGAUGUGAUCUGGCAGUACGGGUUGCUGAAGAAAGGGUAUGGGCUGUGCCAUGGCACCGCAGGAAAUGCCUAUGCCUUCCUGACGCUGUACAACCUCACGCAGGAUAUGAAGUACUUGUAUAGGGCCUGUAAGUUCGCUGAAUGGUGCUUAGAUUACGGAGAACAUGGAUGCAGAACACCGGACACCCCCUUCUCCCUCUUUGAAGGAAUGGCUGGAACGAUAUAUUUCCUGGCUGACCUCCUAGUGCCUUCGAAAGCCAGGUUCCCUGCAUUUGAACUGUAAAAGGAAAGCCUGCUCCCUGCAACUUACUGCAUGACCCUUUCUGUGUAUCAAACCUGAGCUAAGUGCUAUCAUUGCUUUUCAAGGAAAGAGUCAAAUUAUGUACUUGAUUUAGUUGGUUUUUUUUUCUAGAAUUUGUCUUUAGUUCAGAUCCUUUUCUUUAUCGUUUACUUUUUAUUUUAAAAUAUCCAAGGGAAUUUUUUAACUUCAGUUUCUUCCUAAAUGGAGGUGGUCAAUAUGUACAGUAUUUUGAGGGCAUAUGUGUAUAUAUAUUUCAGAACUUGGAAGAAAUCUUAUCUCUAAGCUUAUGAAUAUAACCAUCUGUUACUGUUCUAAAAUGCUUAAAGGAAACUAAAUACAGAUAAAUGAAGAUAAAUAUAUGAUUAUUGUUGGACAUUGCCCUCUACCUCUGCUCUUUAGUAUUUUUUCUCCAAUAGGACAAUUUUAUGAGUUUGCUUUUCUCUAAGUGGUUGAUUAUGAAAGGGGACAAAAGUAUAAUUAUAUGCUUCUAGGAUAAAAACUGCAAGAGUUGCAAACUGGGCUAGGGACCUAAAUACCGUUUUUUCAAACGCACAAUGCUUAUUUAAACCAGAGAUAAACAUACUUUCAAAUUUUCCUCUUUUUGCUAGGAAAGCAUCCAGGCUCUAGCCAACAUUUUUAUCAAGAUUAAAAAAGAUAAGCUAACAAUAAUAGUUUACUGUUUUCUCUAAAAUAACCUAGUGUGUUUUGGAACUGGUAUAAG
Messenger RNA from Rhinolophus ferrumequinum (greater horseshoe bat), 2141 nucleotides. It is a transcript of the gene LANCL1, whose product is annotated as LanC like glutathione S-transferase 1. Gene Ontology annotation, biological process: peptide modification; carbohydrate metabolic process. NCBI's taxonomy places the organism in Eukaryota, Metazoa, Chordata, Mammalia, Chiroptera, Rhinolophidae. The record is from RefSeq and is a predicted model, not a curated record. Gene Ontology annotation, cellular component: plasma membrane. The transcript has 10 exons. The coding region runs from base 203 to 1402 and encodes 399 amino acids.